AUGAGAAAACGUAGGAUCUGUUCAACUAGAGAUGCUUUGGUUGCCGACUGUUAUCAUCUUGAUAGCCGGAGGUUAACUUGGGAUGUGCAGUUUCAUAGAGGGUUUCAUGAUUGGGAGCUAGCAGAGGUUGCUGAGUUCUUGGCCUUGUUCUAUAGUCAGGUGGUGGAGGGUGUGGGGAUGGAUGAGAUAGUGUGGGUGGGCACGCCGAGAAGGGUGUUUGAGGUUAGGGCGUUCUACCAUAGCCUGAUGGUGAUCCAAGGUCCUUCUUUCCCUUGGAAGGCAAUUUGGAGGUUGAAAGCCCCAUUGAAGGUGGCUUUCUUUGCUUGGUGUACUGUCCUCAAUAGCAUUCUCACCCUCGACAAUCUUAAAAGACGACUACAGAUUGUGGUUAACUGGUGUUGUAUGUGCAAGAAGACAGAGGCAACAGUUAAUCACCUCCUUCUCCACUGCCAAGUGGCGAGGGAUGUUUGGUCUAUGAUUUUGGUUGCUUUUGGCAUGUCUUGGGUGUUCCCGAGAACUACUUUGGAUACGAUUGAGGCUUGGAAAGGGUGUAUUGUGGAGAGCCGAGCCAGGGUUGGUUGGAGGGCCACUCCCCUUUGUUUAUGGUGGGUUUUGUGGUGUGAGAGAAAUAUGAGAUCUUUUGAGGGAGAGGAGACUCCUAUCUGGUCUCUCAAAUAUAGCAUAUUGCAUACUUUAUUUUUUUGGGUUAACGGGCGUAAUUGUAAGUCUUUGGGGGAUCUUUUGGAUUUUGUGGAUAGCUUAAAGCUUUAG
Cornus florida is the source of this 771-nucleotide messenger RNA. RefSeq lists its product as uncharacterized. The record is from RefSeq and is a predicted model, not a curated record. Lineage: Eukaryota; Viridiplantae; Streptophyta; Magnoliopsida; Cornales; Cornaceae. The coding region runs from base 1 to 771 and encodes 256 amino acids. The transcript has a single exon.